AGACCCUCCUACACCUCACAGAGUGCACCAACAUGACGCACCGUCCACUUCCGGCGGCUUCAGCUGACUUCCGGGAGCAGUAACAUGGCGGCUGUCGUACCAUUUUUAUUACCAUAGAGAAGUCCAUGACGUCCUGCGCUGAAUAUGGACUCUGUAAUUUCACGGAACUUUAUUAGAACAGAACAAACUGUUCACAACUGAGGAGUGACUCCUUAGGAUCCUCGUGUCUCUUUGUAAUGUCCUUGAAAGAUGUCCCGAGAAAGAAAGCUUUUCCGGCAGGACCCAUCUUCAGGAUCAGAAGGUUCCUCUGAGUCCAGCUGUUCAUCCUCUCAGGAUGGUUUCUCCAUGUCUGCUAAAUCAGGACCCAGAGGUCACAGGGCUAAGAACCAGGGUUCCUUCCCCUUUAGCCUCUUGCCUAUUGACUGCCAGCUCCACGUCUUCUCAUUCCUCUCUGAAGUAGAGAAGUGCACGGCUGCCAUGGUCUGCUCGAACUGGAGUAAACUCAUGCGUACGCCACGCCUUUGGAGGGUGGCGGACUUCAUGAGGCUCGGGGCUGUCCUCUCGGGCAUGGACGGGGUGCUGGUUUCGGUGAGAGAGUUUGAGCGGUGGAAGGAGUGGGUGCACCAGUAUGCUUACCAUCUCACGUCCCGCAGUGCCAGCUUGUUGGUCCUUCGGGCUAGUUUUGAUUUGGGAGACCAGAGAACCAAAUGGGCCAACUUCCUCCUCCAGUUUCUUGAUAGCGUUCACUGUGGAGACCUUCAGGAGUUGGAGCUGAAUUGGACAUUGACGCAUCUGGAGCCUCUUGAUAUUUACCCUCCCGGUAGCAUGGCUCAAAUAUGUCUAGCCAAGACAGAUCAAUUUAACAGCUUCCAGACUCUUUUUGAACGCCUCACCCGUACAUCCCCCAAACUGAGCCGCAUGAAGCUGCCAUUUGAUUGGUCAGAACAUUCAGUAACGCUUCUCACACACUUCCAGCAUCUCAACACGUUAGAACUGAACUAUUUCUGGGUUUUUAAGAGUGUCCGGCCGGAAACCAUGCAACAGCUUACACGGUCGCUUCCGAAGCUGAAGACCUUAAUUCUUCAGGUUCUGGUUCCUGUGAAGGACUUGGGAGUAUCUUACCCUAUGGAGUCUAAGUCUCUAGAGUUUUUAGAUGUGUCUCAGAGUCGGGGACUGGUGUUCAGCCACCUGGAUUUACCAUCCCUGAAAGAACUUAAGGUUAAGAAAACCAUCAGGGGAAUCAUCUUGAAUCGUAGAACCCGCGUUGCCCUUCAAACCCGAUGGUCGUGUUUGUACGACUUACUGAAGUUUGGCACUCCGAAACUUCAAAUGUUUAACGCACACACGUUGCUUCCGAACUGGCAGACACAGACUUACCCAGAACUCAAUGAGGUCCUGCUACAGUCUUGUUAUUGCAUUCAACACACGGACACGUGGCUGCUCUGAGCAGGUCCUCCUACCCAUCAGUAUAUGGUCAAUACAUCUCAGGAACCCAUCAUAGGACUAAUCUCAUUAAAAUCUAUCGUGUACCUAGUCCUGAGGAAAACCAUCUCGUGCCACAAAAGCACUGAUACCUUCAUUAGACCCUAAGGGCUGUAUUACACCAACAGAUAUUCUGACAGAUUGUCUGACCAAUCAUUCUUCAGAUGGCCGUUUACACAGACAGAUCUUUUGUUAUUCACACCAACUAUUGGUCUGAUUGGAAAGAAAUUGGUCAGAUAAUCAGUUGGUAUAAAACAGCCUUAAAUAAAGCUUGAGUUGAUCAUUUCACUGAAGGUAUCAAAGUCAUUCCUGGUCCAAAAUCAAAAACUUCUUGAUAUUGUUUAGGUCUUUUUUUAUAAGUAUCUUUUUCUUAGUGAUAACCAUUAUCUUCAUCCUUAAAAAUACCAUAGUUGUCACUAAGGUUCUGAAUUGACCACCUAGCUUUACUUGGUGGAUCUACCAGUUACCAUUUUUAACCUCAUUCAGUAGCAAGACUCAAAGGUCUAUUUACAGUGGAUUUUUUAGCUGGUGGCGGAGGGACGUGCUGAUUUUUCGUAAUGGGAAAUAUUGGGGUGCUGGGGUGGGUGAGACCAAGACUCUCAUCUUCGACCUUGAGGUCUCCAGCUGCAGUGCUCACCUGAUAGGCCAUAAAAUGGCAUAUUCUGAUUGUUUAAAGAAGGAUCUGGGGAAAUACUAGCAUUGACCAUUCCUAGUUGUGCGGUGAGGGCCUGGAAGCUCACAAUCUAGUCUCGAAGAAGCUUCUGUGCAAUUUUUUUCUUCAUUCGCCAAUUUAUAAGGUUACACAUUAAAUGUGAAUAAUGUUUUAUUAAAGAUAUUGCUGCUUCUAUUUA
This is a messenger RNA of Bufo bufo (common toad), 2333 nucleotides long. RefSeq lists its product as uncharacterized. The record is from RefSeq and is a predicted model, not a curated record. Bases 250 to 1446 code for a protein of 398 amino acids. The transcript has 2 exons. Gene Ontology annotation, cellular component: SCF ubiquitin ligase complex. Gene Ontology annotation, molecular function: protein binding. Lineage: Eukaryota; Metazoa; Chordata; Amphibia; Anura; Bufonidae. Gene Ontology annotation, biological process: protein polyubiquitination; SCF-dependent proteasomal ubiquitin-dependent protein catabolic process.